Molecule: messenger RNA, 1038 nt
Organism: Ficedula albicollis (Collared flycatcher)
Lineage: Eukaryota; Metazoa; Chordata; Aves; Passeriformes; Muscicapidae
Product: sodium- and chloride-dependent GABA transporter 3
Exons: 8
Coding region: 131-1024 (297 amino acids)
Biological process (GO): sodium ion transmembrane transport
Cellular component (GO): membrane
Source: RefSeq, a predicted model, not a curated record
UGUUCUCUGUCUCCAGGUGUGGGUGGAUGCUGGCACACAGAUCUUUUUCUCCUACGCCAUCUGCUUGGGGUGCCUGACAGCCCUGGGGAGUUACAACAACUACAACAACAACUGCUACAGAGACUGCAUCAUGCUCUGCUGCUUGAACAGUGGCACAAGCUUUGUUGCUGGUUUUGCUAUCUUUUCAGUUCUUGGAUUUAUGGCUUAUGAACAAGGCGUGCCCAUUGCAGAAGUUGCAGAAUCAGGACCAGGACUUGCAUUCAUUGCUUACCCUAAAGCUGUCACCAUGAUGCCUCUGUCUCCUCUGUGGGCAGCUCUGUUCUUCAUGAUGCUGAUCUUCCUGGGCUUGGACAGCCAGUUUGUGUGCGUGGAAAGCAUCGUGACAGCUGUGGUGGACAUGUACCCCAAGGUGUUCCGCAGGGGCUACAGGAGGGAGCUGCUCAUCCUCGGCCUCUCCAUCGUGUCCUACUUCCUUGGCCUCAUCAUGUUAACCGAGGGUGGGAUGUAUGUAUUUCAGCUCUUUGACUCCUAUGCAGCCAGUGGGAUGUGCCUGCUCUUUGUUGCCAUAUUUGAGUGUGUCUGCAUAGGCUGGGUGUAUGGCAGCAAUCGCUUUUAUGAGAACAUUGAAGACAUGAUUGGGUACAAACCUGUGUCGUUGAUUAAGUGGUGCUGGAUGGUCCUAACUCCAGGUAUUUGUGCAGGCAUCUUCAUCUUUUUCCUGGUGAAGUACAAGCCCCUGAAGUACAACAAUGUGUACAUCUACCCUGACUGGGGCUAUGGCAUCGGGUGGAUGAUGGCACUGUCCUCCAUGGUCUGCAUCCCUCUGUGGAUCUGCAUCAAGCUCUGGAAGACAGAAGGCACCUUCAUGGAGAAAUUCAGGAAGCUGAUUACACCUAGCUCAGACCUGAAAAUGCGGGGCAAGCUCGGAGGAGGAGCCUACAUUGCAGCAAUAAAUGACUGCGAUGCCAAACUGAAAGGAGAUGGCACCAUUUCCACCAUCACAGAAAAGGAGACACAUUUCUGAAAGAACUUUUUUUU